AUGGUUCCCUGCGAUACCCCGGAAAACAUUGAUCUGUUUGAGUACCUGUGCCUGAGAAUCAAGCAAAUUGGAAUUAGGUCCGUUCACGGUGUUCCAGGUGACUUCAAUCUGGAGGCUCUAGACUACAUUCAGAAGUGCGGGUUACAAUGGGUUGGAAGUUGCAAUGAACUUAAUGCCGGCUACGCAGCAGAUGGGUAUGCCCGUAUCAAUGGCAUAUCUGCAUUGAUGACAGUCAUGGGAGUGGGAGAGCUAUCCGCUAUCAACGCCAUUGCUGGUAUGUUCCUGAUUCACAUUGUUGGAAAACCAAGCCGGCAAGCCCAGCGAGAGAAAUUUUGCACGCAUCACACUCUAGGUGAUGGUGAUUUCACUCUUUUCGAGGAUAUGAGUCGCAAGGUCUCUUGUAUGACUGCUUGUAUCGACAACAUACAGACCGCCCCCGCCCUGAUCGAUGAAGCCAUCCGGACUUGUUGGAUCCAAAGUCGCCCGGUCUUCCUCUUCGUGUCUUCUGACAUGAUCAGUGCGCCGGUCUCACGCGAACUGUUGAAAAUUCGCCCGCCUCUGGACCGGAUGAUAACCCAUGAUGACAUUCUUCAGCACGACACGUUGGUGAAGACUGUGGUCGAUGAGAUUCGCAACGCGUCUAGACCGGUGGCGCUGGUCGGAGGAUAUGGAAUUUCACACGGCGCAAAGAAACAGCUCAAUGGGUUCCUGAGAGCACUGGGGAUUCCGGUCUUGACGACAGCCUCCGGCAUCGGGAUUGUGGACAGAACUCUUCCACACUAUAAAGGACUAUAUGUUGGCUCUUCCUCCCUUGAGGGGAUUCUCAAGCUGAUAAAGCCAGCCGACUUGAUUAUCAGUAUCGGAAACAUCCCGUCUGAUUUAAGCAGCUCGUCCUUGAAAGGCAUUGUAGAGAACCCCAGGCUGAUUGACAUUCGAAGAACUACGACCAAGGUCGAGUGCCAGAACUUCGAAAACAUCCACAUCAGCAGUGUUCUCAUUGCGUUAACAGAGACGCUCAAUCAUGGCCUGGUACCCAUGAGCCGCUCUUUCUGUGUCGAUCAUGACGAGAAAUACGAGUUUUUUGCUGCUAGUCUAGCUAAAACUGAUGAACAGAUCGACACCUCGAAAGGAAAUAAAAUGAAGGACCUUGGUCUGCAGUUCUUGAACUGUCUACGAAAUGCUGCGAUUAUUCCUCGAAGAAUCAGCUUCAUACGAUCCUGGAUAUUCAGCCGUGCCUUGAAGGGACGGACACCCAUCACCCACGAUUGGCUUUGGAGCAACUUGGGAAAUUGGCUUCAAGAAGGGGAUAUUCUCCUCACCGAGGCAGGCACAGCAAGCUUCGGAAUCUGGAACACGACUCUCCCUCCUAACAUCAUUUUCCUCGCUCAGUACAUGUGGGCAAGUAUCGGAUACACGGUUGGAGCUUGUCAAGGUGCGGCCCUGGCAACGCGGGACUCUUCUUAUCCCCGACGACGCACUAUUCUUUUCAUAGGGGACGGAAGCUUCCAAUUCUCUUGCCAGGAAUUGAGCACGAUCAUUCGCCUGGGUCUGAAACCUAUCAUUUUUGUUAUCUGUAACAAUGGUUUUACCAUUGAACGCUUGAUCCAUGGCGAAGAACAAGAGUACAAUGACAUUCAACCCUGGGAUCACCGACUUCUUCCAGCAGCAUUCGGUGCAGCACCGGGGACCUACGAGACACACCGCGUCGAGACACGGGAGCAUCUAUUGGAUUUGUGGGGUUGCAAAACUUUCAACGACUGUUCAGUUCUUCAGGUAAGCGCAAAUUCUCCUUUGUUCAAUCCACCUCUACUUUUUCCUUUCUGCCCCUGCAUGCGCUCCAAGCUAAGAUAUAUGCAGAUCAUUGAGUUGUGCGUUGAUCAGAAUGAUGCACCAUCGAAUCUGGUUGCAUUAGCGCAGUCACUGCGAGAGCGCAACGCGUCCCUGGCUUGA
Penicillium maclennaniae is the source of this 1950-nucleotide messenger RNA. Its product is annotated as alpha-keto acid decarboxylase family protein. Gene Ontology annotation, molecular function: carboxy-lyase activity; thiamine pyrophosphate binding; magnesium ion binding. The transcript is spliced from 5 exons. The coding region runs from base 1 to 1950 and encodes 649 amino acids. The record is from RefSeq and is a predicted model, not a curated record. NCBI's taxonomy places the organism in Eukaryota, Fungi, Ascomycota, Eurotiomycetes, Eurotiales, Aspergillaceae.